AUGGAUCUCUUCCAUUAUCCUCAGAGAUCGAACGUAGAACCUUUAAACGCCAUAGGCCAAGUAAUCGAGUCCCUUUCCGUACCCACAACUGAUGCAAAACCAGUAAGAAUUUCAGUUUUGAUUUUGUUGUAUAAUUUUACGCAGUUUAUUGAUAAUUUUAAGCCAAGCGACUGUGUUUGUGGUUCUUGUGGUCUCAGAAUUUUCGACCAAUUCAUGUUAAAAGUAAGCACUGGUCCUGAUCUCAUCCUUGAUACUUACCUUUGUCCAGGUCCAAUCGCUUGUCUUUCACGAAUCUUGUGCCCGAUGUUUCAAAUGUGGAAUGCAGCUGGAUGAAACAUGUUACGAACGAAAUGGAUUACUUUACUGUAGAUUGCAUUACGCAAAGUAAAAAGCAAUAUUAAAUUGUGAUUAUCAACUUUCAGAAGUUAUUGUGCUGGAUGUCAGAUGCCAAUAGAAUCUUCAGACAUGGUCUACAAACUGAAGGUAAGAGAUGUAACGACUGUUCUAUGUAUUUAUUCAGAGCGAGAUGGUGUUUCAUGUGCAAUGCCAUCUUUGUGUUCAAUGCGGAAAGUCUUUGUCCCCAGGCGACCAGAUCAUGGUCGAUGAUGAAUCAAGAACAGUGUCCUGUGCCCAUCAUUACAAUGGUCCAAGUAAGUGUUCAGACAUGUUACAGACUCUUUCAGAAGACGACCCAGACUCCAAGGGCAUGGCGAUGAAUCUCCCGGCCAUUCCACAAUAUCCCUUCGAGAUGUACACCUUCGGAGAAAUGUACUCUGAAGACGGGAAGUACAUGAAACGGAGAGGACCCAGGACCACCAUCAAGCAGAGUCAGGUAAUUAAUAUCCGAUGAUUAUGGGAUGCGCGAAAGUGAGAUGCGAUUAGCCAUCUGGUAAUCGCGUGUUUUCUCUCCUCUCGGGGAAUAAGGGAUGACUUCGAAACGAGAUCGUUUCAGUUGGAUGUCCUCAAUCGAAUAUUCUCCACAUCUCCCAAGCCCUCCAAACAUGUCAGAGCGAAGUUGGCACAUGAGACAGGACUCAGUAUGAGGGUGAUCCAGGUAGGAAUUAUAUUAUCCAUAUCCCAAUCUUUAUAUUAGGUAUGGUUUCAAAACAGACGGUCAAAAGAGAGAAGACUCAAGCAUUUGUGCAACUUCCUAAGGCAUUAUGAAGAGAAAGGGAUCUGCCCUCCGUCCAUCAGCUUCUCUGGCAAGUCUACUUUUCCAUUACUUAAAAAUACUGUAAUCCAUCUGUAAAAGUGUUUUCUCUUUUACCAAUCAAUUUUCUACCCAAUUGAUUGCAACGGCCACCUACCUUUUUAAUGGCUCCAUUUCAGAAGACCACACACUAAAGUCCCCAUAUUCUCCGACUCAAUUCAACGACGAAGAUGAAAACCAAUGA
Messenger RNA from Bursaphelenchus xylophilus (pine wood nematode), 1394 nucleotides. NCBI's taxonomy places the organism in Eukaryota, Metazoa, Nematoda, Chromadorea, Rhabditida, Aphelenchoididae. The record is from the annotation of a GenBank genome assembly.